Molecule: messenger RNA, 348 nt
Organism: Portunus trituberculatus (swimming crab)
Lineage: Eukaryota; Metazoa; Arthropoda; Malacostraca; Decapoda; Portunidae
Product: proline-rich receptor-like protein kinase PERK2
Exons: 2
Coding region: 1-348 (115 amino acids)
Source: RefSeq, a predicted model, not a curated record
AUGGCGCAGAGGGACGUGUUGGAAGAAGUGGUUAGGUGCACACGAAUUCCUUCCUUCCCUAGCCCUCCACGCUUCCACUCUCCCUACCCUCGGCCUUCCACUCCUCCACCUUUCUUCCCUUCCAACAAGCACACCACUCAUCGUCCUCCUAGCCCUCCACGCCUCCACUCUGCCUAUCCUCGUCCUUCCACUACACCUUCUUCCCUUCCACCAGCACACAACUCCCUCUCCCCCCCAGCCCUCCACGCCUCCACUCUGCCUACCCUCGCCCUUCCACUCCAUCUUCUUCCCUUCCACCAGGCACACUACUCCCCGUCCUCCCCAGCCAACCACGCCUCCCCUCCCUAA